AUGAUACUGAAUAACUACGAGAUGGAAGGAAUCGUUGAGGUGGUGAACGUCAGUGAGACCACAAACUGUCUGAAGAGGCAUAGGUGUCGCCAUGAAAUGCAACUUCAGGACUGUGUCUUUCGAACGCGUGGUCGAAGCGAUUGGGUGGCCACGGUUGAUCUCGAUGAGCGAAUCAAUAUCAUUCGGGGGACGACAGUCAGGAAAUAUAUCGAGCAAGAAAUUCCGAGCGAUCCUGUCCACUGGAGAAUGGAAGGUUCACGUCUCCCAGUGGAUGAAUGGCACAACACCAGUCAUGUCGCGCCACUGAAUCAUACUACAAAAAGCAUUAUUCCGACGUGCACUAGGGGAUGGACGUUUUUCUUGAAAGAAGCAGAGACAUUUGGAUCAUUCGAGGACACUCACCUCCCUCCUGAUCUAUUGGAAGCGAUUCAGCUGGAGGUCAACCAGAAGGUCCACGAAAUUAUUUGCCGUAAUCUCAAGGCAAACUAUUCCAGAAAGAACAGCGACAUACUAAUAAAGCAGAUUAACUAA
Molecule: messenger RNA, 531 nt
Organism: Cooperia oncophora
Lineage: Eukaryota; Metazoa; Nematoda; Chromadorea; Rhabditida; Trichostrongylidae
Source: the annotation of a GenBank genome assembly